AUGUCGGGUAUAGGCACAGGGUACGAUCUAUCAGCGACUACCUAUUCACCGGACGGCAAGGUGUUUCAAACGGACUAUGCGCAGAAGGCGGUAGACAACAGCAGGGUGACGUCAGUGGGGGCGCAGCGCAGCCGGGAGGCUGUGGAGAAGCUGGUCGUGUCAAAGCUGCUGGUGGAGCGGUCCAGCCGCAGGAUACACAACAUAGACCGCCACGCGGGCAUUUGCAUGGCGGGGCUGCUGCCGGACGGGCGGAUGGUGGUCAACCGGGCGGCAGACGAGGCGACAAACUACAAGUCGUUCUACGGGGAGCCCAUCCCUGGGCGCGUGCUGUGCGAGCGGCUGGCCAGCUACAUGCACCUCUUCAACCUGUACUGGUCCAUGAGGCCGUACGGGGCGGCGGGCCUGCUGGCCACGUACGACGACGAUGGCCCCGCGCUGUACCUGGUCGAGCCCUCGGGGGUGGCGCACGGCUACUUUGGCACGGCGGUGGGCAAGGCGCGCCAGGCCGUGAAGAACGAGCUGGAGAAGAUGAAGCUCGGCCAGAUCACAUGCCGCGAGGCAGUGGUGGAGGCCGCAAAGAUCCUGCACAAGGUCCAUGAGGAGGACGGCAAGCCAUUCGAGAUCGAGAUCAGCUGGGUCUGCGACGAGAGCGGCCGCGUGCACCAAAAGGUGCCUGCAGAGGUGUUGGCGGAGGCGGAGGCGGCGGCGAAGGCGGCCCUGGAGGAGUCUGACAUGGAGGACUGA
This is a messenger RNA of Monoraphidium neglectum, 744 nucleotides long. Its product is annotated as 20S proteasome subunit alpha 7. Gene Ontology annotation, cellular component: proteasome core complex; nucleus; proteasome core complex, alpha-subunit complex. The record is from RefSeq and is a predicted model, not a curated record. The transcript is spliced from 10 exons. Bases 1 to 744 code for a protein of 247 amino acids. Lineage: Eukaryota; Viridiplantae; Chlorophyta; Chlorophyceae; Sphaeropleales; Selenastraceae. Gene Ontology annotation, biological process: ubiquitin-dependent protein catabolic process.